Orbilia oligospora ATCC 24927 is the source of this 879-nucleotide messenger RNA. RefSeq lists its product as uncharacterized. The transcript has 8 exons. The record is from RefSeq and is a predicted model, not a curated record. Bases 1 to 879 code for a protein of 292 amino acids. Gene Ontology annotation, molecular function: oxidoreductase activity, acting on the CH-OH group of donors, NAD or NADP as acceptor. Lineage: Eukaryota; Fungi; Ascomycota; Orbiliomycetes; Orbiliales; Orbiliaceae.
AUGGCUGAACGUCUUAAGCAACUCCAAUCCCAACUCGGCCCCGUAUCUGGCAACUUCCCAAGUGGAAUGUUUGCCGGCCAAACCGCCAUUAUCACUGGCAGCGGGCAAGGUAUCGGCGCUGAAUGCGCGAAGUUAUUCGCCAAGGACGGCGCAAACGUCGUUGUAUGCGACAUCGACCAAAGUAAAGCUGAGGCUACUGUAAAGGAGAUCAAUGAGAGUGGUGGUAAAGCAAUUGCUGUUGCUGGAGAUGUUACAAGUCAAGAAUACAACGAUAACCUCGUGAAGAAGGCGGCUGAGUUCGGAAAUGGCAAGAUUCACCAUCUUGUCUUGAAUGCCGGUUUUACAUGGGACGCUGUCAUCCACAAGAUGUCGGACAAGCAAUUCGACGCUAUGAUCGCAGUUCACAACAAGGCACCAUUCAUGCUCGUAAGAGCCGCGGCUCCAUUUUUCCGUGUCACAGAUGGUGAAAACAGAACGAUCACCACGAUUUCUUCGACUACAGGCGUCAAUGGAAACGCUGGACAGAUAAACUACAGCAUAGCCAAAUCUGGCGUUACCGGAAUGGCAAAGACGAUUGCCAAAGAAUGGGGUCCAAAAUAUGGUGUUCGCGCAAACGCUAUUGCUUAUGGCUACAUUACAACCCGAUUAACAGCUGCUAAAGAAACCGGCGGCUUUGCCGUCUAUGGUAACGAAAAGGUCGCAAUUGGUAUCCCGGGAGCUAGUAGCACAGGCGCCGGCAAUGCCGGUCUCAAAGAAAUCCCACUUCAGAGAGGAGGUACACCGUUGGAAGCUGCUGGUGCUAUUGUAGCAUUAGCCAGUCCUUUAAUGAGCUAUGUUACUGGACACGUAUUGAUGGUCACCGGUGGAAGGAAUAUGUAA